Molecule: messenger RNA, 963 nt
Organism: Hypomesus transpacificus
Lineage: Eukaryota; Metazoa; Chordata; Actinopteri; Osmeriformes; Osmeridae
Gene: reep6
Product: receptor accessory protein 6
Exons: 7
Coding region: 81-719 (212 amino acids)
Source: RefSeq, a predicted model, not a curated record
ACAGCACCUAUUUCAUUCAAAUCAUACUGAUAGACCAAACGGAAUAUCCAUACUAGGCAAUUUCAAGACGCCGUUCGAGCAUGGGCCUGAUAGAAAUGUUAACUAAAGUCAAAGAUCGAGCCGAAAACUUCUUAAAUGAGAAAAAUAUUGUUACAGACUGCCUUGGGAAACUAGAAGAGAAAACAGGAAUUAAGAAAAAGAUAAUAGCAUUGGGUACUGUAUCUCUAACGGGACUUUAUCUGGUGUAUGGAUAUGGAGCUGCCCUUCUAUGUAACAUGAUUGGUUUUGUGUAUCCUGCAUAUUACUCAAUUAAAGCCAUUGAAAGCGAAAACAAAGAGGAUGACACAAAAUGGUUGACGUAUUGGGUGGUCUACGGAAUCUUCAGUCUGGGAGAAUUCUUCUCAGAUAUUUUCCUCUACUGGUUCCCAUUUUACUAUGCCUUCAAGUGCUUGUUCUUGUUGUGGUGCAUGGCCCCAGUAACAUGGAACGGGUCUCAGAUUCUGUACAACCGUGUAGUAAGACCUAUCUUCCUGCGCCACGAGGCCACAGUGGACAGCAUGGUCAGCGACCUGAGUGGAAAGGCCAGGAAUGCAGCAGAAACCGUAACCAGAGAAGUCCUUCAAACACUGGUGAAAAACAAGACUCUGUCUGCAGCACAGAUGCAAACUGCCAAAGGCCUACCCAGCACAGAUACAUCAACUGAGCCCAGCGUAGAUUAAUGGCCAACAGGGACAACAGGGACAACAUGUACACUGACGGUAAUGAAGGAAAUAAAUAAAUAAAGCAAAAGCAGAAUUCCGGAUUCACUUGAAGAACUUCUACUGAUAAACGCCUGAAGAAUCUGCUGGAACAGAUACACCAUGAAUGCUUGUACAAAAAUACUAGCAAUAAAUUAUAGUAGAAAUGUGGACUGUAAUUUGAAUUGAACAUGAAGUAAUCUGUGCUGUAGCUAGGGCAGGGUGA